AUGGACUAUACAGACAAUAAUCCUCCGGAUGCAAUUGAUCGGGAACAGGCCCUGAUUGAGCGCAUCGAUCAAGGGAGACAGUCGACACCUGGCUUGGACCCCGAGAUGGAGCUCCUUGUGAAGCGGACAGGGUCUCUUCAAUUCACGGAGCAUGGCCAACUCAAGUAUUUUGGAACUACCUCCAACGUGCAUUUUCUGAAAACGGCCAUUCCCUUUCAGCCACCUAUGGAGAGCAAAGCACCCGGCGAGACAACUGCCAUGUGUCUUGAACGUGCUGGUGUGGCUCAGAUAAUUCCCCGUGAGGUGGAGGACCACCUGAUCAAGUUAUAUUUCACGUGGGAGAACCCAUACUUUAAUGUGGUUGACCGAAAAGCAUUCAUGGACGCUCGCAAGCUAGCACUGUCCGCCGUAGAGGCGGGAGUGAGCAUAGAAUCACCCUGCUACUCGGAAUUGCUCGUAAACGCCAUGUGCUCCUGGGGAGCACUCUUUACCGAUCGCAUAGUUACAGGAGUUCCAGCCCCACUCCACGACCUAUUUAUCCUUCGAGCCCGGGCACUGUUAGAGCGCGAUAUCGACAACCCAACAAUUGCAACUGUGCAGGCACUGGCUAUGAUGAGUGGCAGUGAAGCGAGCAGAUGUCGGGAUUCUCGAGGGUGGCUUUGCGAUGGUAUGGCGACGCAGUUGUCUCACCAUCUUGGUCUACACCUCGAUGUGGAACACUAUGUCCAGUCGAAUGAUAUGUCUCGCGAAGAGGCCAAUGCGCGAAGCACGGCAUUUUGGGGAACGCAUAUCGUCAACACUGCUUGGAGUUACUACCUUGGACGGCUAACAAUGCCCGUCUCCAGUGCGAGUCGCGUCCCAGUGCGCCAGCCUACUGGGGAUCACCUUGGCCAACCUUCUUAUUGGGAGAACUAUACUGAUGAGCCAAUACUUGGUUUAACCCAGCACAUUGAACCACUAGCAGCCAUGUGGGAGCACCAAAUAAGUCUAUACUCUAUCAUGGAAUGGCUACAGAAAGCAUUCUACGAUAAACAAACCGAUUCGAUCUCCCAAUUGCGGGCCCAUACUUCUGCCAUCACCAGCGCACUCGACACAUGGCUUGCGGGCCUCCCACAGGAGCUCGUAAUCGACAUGACCAGUACCUUAUCAGUCUACUUGCCGCAUGUAUUAGUCCUGCAUAUGCAAUUCUACGAAGUCAUGAUCUUCGCCAAUCAUCCUUUCGUCACGUCCCCACGAAUCGGCACCUGGGCAGAUUCGCGUCGCAGAUAUCUAGACUCUGCCAAGGCAAUUACGCGCAUCGCACACAUUUACAAGCGCCUCUGGUCGCUAAGACGCAUUAACAUCAACUUUAUGCACCCGAUGCUUACCGCGGCCAUGGUGCAUCUCUAUGUUGCAUGCACAUCCCAGAGACAUGAGGAAUAUAGCCUGGCCAUAUCUGAUCUAGGUGCCUGCUGUCAAGCCAUCAAGGAGGCAUCGAAAGCAUAUGAGCUGGCAGCCUGGCAGCUCCGUUCUAUAUACCGUGUUUCUCGGAUUUGGCACGACAUGCUCGAGAGCCAGACUCUGGAGCCACCGGCUAUGGAGCCACCGGCUAUAGAAUCUGCUCAGCUGUGGGGGGCAAAGACGUGUCCACAAUACAGCGAGCGGUGGGUUGCAAUUCAAUCUGUUAUCCAGGAAUUUAUGGAUUGGACGGAUCUGGAUCCGGUACCUGAAGAGCAAUCCCCAUGGUUCGGUACUUGGAUGCAAAUGCAACAGAUGGCGGGUGUGGAUCCUUUCUCAGUUGGGUCUGCAUAG
Penicillium canariense is the source of this 1791-nucleotide messenger RNA. RefSeq names its product fungal specific transcription factor domain-containing protein. Gene Ontology annotation, molecular function: zinc ion binding; DNA binding. The transcript has 3 exons. Lineage: Eukaryota; Fungi; Ascomycota; Eurotiomycetes; Eurotiales; Aspergillaceae. The record is from RefSeq and is a predicted model, not a curated record. Gene Ontology annotation, biological process: DNA-templated transcription. Bases 1 to 1791 code for a protein of 596 amino acids.